Prorocentrum cordatum is the source of this 228-nucleotide messenger RNA. The record is from the annotation of a GenBank genome assembly. NCBI's taxonomy places the organism in Eukaryota, Dinophyceae, Prorocentrales, Prorocentraceae.
AUGAAUCUCCUCUCUGGGACCACGCUGGCCCGCGCCGCCCUGCUGGCGAUGGCGCUCCAGCCGCUGGGGUCCAAGGGGCAGGACGCCUCCUUGAUUCAGGUUGCCGUGCGCGACGUCAAGGGCCUGUCCACCCCGGCCCCGACGAUGGGCCCGGGGCAGCCGUGCCAGUGCGAGGGUUGCGGCGGGUUCCCCCUGCUCGACCUCGACGGCAACGGCUGCCUGGUCGAG